UCGUCGAGACGCCGCUGCCACUUCUCUCCCUUCUCUUCUCGUAACUGCCCGCCAGACAGGCAGCCCGCGAAAGAAUGCGCUUUUGAAACUUUGCCAACCAAUAGCGGAGCGCGCAAUGUCCUUCGGCCAAUGGGUAUCAACUAUGAUGCCUGACGGAGCCGCGAAGAGGGGGAGCUAUGGGGGCCGGGUAACGCCUUAUCAGCCUUCCACAUAAGCCGGGAUCCCGUAAGUGUCCCUCCAGACCCCGCCAGGUUGCCGAUGGAUAUCCAACUCUUCAAGUGAACAUCACUGGAAGUCCAGAGUAAGGUGGGCCAUGGGUCCGGCGUGGGAACAUCGACGACGAUCGUAACUGAAGUGUCCGGCGGAGCCAGGGCACGAUGAGCGCAGGGUACAAAGACUGACACGUGAUCUACCUGGUGCUUGAAAGAAGUACUGAAGAAAAAGCAAGUACUCGUUCAACCACCCGUCAACACGUGCCAACACAGCGAGGGCUCCCAGGGAGGUCACAUUCUUGCACACGGUUGUAACGCGCAAUAAGAUACCCUGCACGUGUUGUGCUGCUCAAGUUGUUCAAGGUGUUGUGACUCUUUGCUUUAUUGUACGAUACCUUGCUCAAACUCUGCUACAUGAGCUGCCCUGGACGUUGUCGUGUUUCCUUCCCCAUUGUCUAAGAGCCUGAGUAUACGUAAAAGCACACAGACGGACGACACCAACACACGAGCACACAGUUUGUGUGUCAACGCUCAGGCUCUGACACAAUGGAGUUCUUCCACCUGCUUGACUGCAUAUGCGCCAUCUUGUUGUGUUCCCUUGCUCUGUGGUGUGGAAUUUCUCGCUUCAUGUACAGAAAUAUGGCUUCGACAUCUGAAUCUGACGUCGACAUGGAAAGGUCACCACAGUGGGACGACGUCAGGAAGGAAAUGCACGAAGCCAUUGCAGCGAAAGACGAGGCUCGUGUUCUGAAGUGCCUGGAUGCUGUGCCUGCAUUGAAACUGUGGUUGGAUCCUGUCACAGAUGAGUCAGCUCGUUACAAAGCAAUCGAAGAAGGAGCCUUCAAUAUUCAUGGCCUUUUAGUCUCGCGGGAAUGUGGACUCAAGAACGACAGCGAAUCAUUGUGUUACCAACAUCUCUCACCCCUUGAACGAGCUGAAAUUCGUCGACAACGAUAUUACACCACAGAAUGCGAGGGCUCUUACAUCGACUAUUUGAAAAGCAAAUCACUGAGCGUCACCAGAUGUGAUGACUUCUCUGUACGAUUGGAGAAGAUGUUUAAGCAGCUCUCCAGUGAUGAAGUAAACAGGAUUAUUCUCAAAGUGGCUGCAAGAGCGCCACACCUGGAAAUAAGGUUCGACUACAACAGUGAAAACGUUCAAGGGAUCACGGGAAGUUGCAAUAGAGGCGUUGCCGGCCUUACUUUCUACAAAGAACAAAGAGUUUUCAUCAGGGGUCGUGCUGCAGACGCCAAAGUCUGGGGAACACUUAUUCAUGAGUUAUGUCAUAUGGCACUUUACCUAGUGUACAGGAACGAUGGCAAGCCAUAUUACAGUGACGAUAAGGAGCGGGAGAACCAAUACAAUGACAUCGUGAAUGACAUAAAAUCGAGGAAGGAAGAACUGAACCUUCUCAUCCAGCAAGCUUUAAAGGACAGAAAUGAAGAAGAAGAGUUAAUUGUACGGAUCCCCCACGUACUGGUUCAACAUGGUUGCGACGAAGGUCAUAGGGUUCUGGAACGGGAAGUACCCGAACUGCUAAAUUUUUUCAAGGACCAUGUCGUUCAGGACAUGAGGGAAUACAUUCAGAAUGGAAUCCCAUCCAUAGAUGCAACACAGAUAGAAAAGGAAAACGCUAGACUGAACAAAGCUUUCAACACUCGCAAUCUCAAAGUCCAGUUCGAGAAACCAAUAAAUAGAAGUCUCUGGGAGAAGGGGUCGCUUCACAUCGUUACGGGUCCAGAACCGAGGCUUCUCGAAAUAAUGGUUCACAACUCUGUGAAAGCUACUGGUCGACCAUACUUGUUUUUCGAAGAACACGAGAGCUGCCCCACGCUGGACUGUGAUGUGUUAGUGCAGUACAAAUGUGCAUUUGUGCUCGUGACAGUUCGUUGCAUCACAGGCUUUAUAGAAACUCUUAGAUUUCUGGGUGACGUGUCCCGUGUGACCGGAACAAAAGUCAUCUUGCUCGUGGAAGACAGAGAGAAAGAAAACUUGAUGAAAAAAGUGCAAGAAGUUGCAUUCUUUGCGGAGAGACACAAAGUUCACAAGAUCAUCGAAGCAAGCUUCGAGCAUGUCAUGAAAAGUUGCAAGAAAGAAGUUUUCAAAAAUUCCUGCGUAAAACUUCAGGGCCAAGAUAUUUCAACGUUACCGGAUGCAACGACUAUAGAUACCUUCUUACGUUGCGUAGACACCGCGGUUUUCCUAAAGCUAUGCGAGUCGGAGAGCAUUGACCUGGGACCUCCUCUUCAUGAACUAGAAGAAUGUGUUAUGAGCUAUUACAUAGAACGAAGGCUUACAAGAACUGUGGAAAUUGACCUGCAAGAAUGUAGAAUGAACGAUGACAAAGAGGCUUUCGCACUUCUGGGUUGUGAGAAACAUGUUGCAAAAUUUAUACCUAAAGGUUACGAGGCAAAACACAUGGAUAAUUUAGUGCAGUUUGAAAAAUUUGUGGUAGUCCAGAAGCCACAUGACUACGAAGCUCUCCUAGACAACGAUAAAUACAGCGAGAAGGUAGUGCACCUGCUAAGGCUAAACGAAUCCCGCGAUGGACUCUUGUGGACCAAAUCAAAUGGCCCUCUCAAUCACCUUCCAAUGACGGGAUGUGACGAUUACACGACAGAGACGUUGCUGAACGUGCCCGAGAAGGUCGUUGUCGUCUCUGGAGCACCUGGUAUGGGAAAGAGUGUGUUGGCAUCUCGGUUGUGUACACAGUUAAAAACUCAAGACAAGAAACGGUGGAUGCUCUACGUCGACCUUGUUCAGAGAAUGGCAUCAGUUAAAACUGCGUCGCCUAGUCUGGAAUAUCUAGCGAAUCUGUGCCAGGUAGGAAAAGGUGGUCUGGAGUUCGCUUUGUUCGAGGAAAGCUUGAACAAUGGGAACCCUUUCAAGGUCGUCGUCAUGCUGGAUGGCUUCGAUGAAGUCAACGAAGAAUGUCGAGAGUGUGUGGUGAAACUUGUACGGUUUCUAGCUAAGAGAAAAGUUUACAAGGUGUACAUUUUUACUCGCACUGUGUUUAAGCGCCAUGUACAAGAUGCCUUGCACACAGUGUCAUAUGAUCUCAUUCCUUUUUCUGAUGAUAACCAGAAUGAUUUCCUCACAAGAUAUAGGGCCCAAACAAAAACUCCAGCCACCAGGAAUAACGCAUUUGCGCAAAAAUUCGAGCAACUGUACGGGACAUUGAAGACGAAAAACAAGACAAUCCUAGAAACCCCUCUUCUACUUCGUAUGAUGGCUCAGAUGGAGAGAGGGGGAAAUUACAAAGUCUGA
Molecule: messenger RNA, 3479 nt
Organism: Ornithodoros turicata
Lineage: Eukaryota; Metazoa; Arthropoda; Arachnida; Ixodida; Argasidae
Exons: 6
Coding region: 759-3479 (906 amino acids)
Source: RefSeq, a predicted model, not a curated record